AUGACGCCGCGCACAAGGACACCCUGCAUCAACCGUGACACGGUGCUUCGGAUCAAUCGCCGUUUGCCGAGGCAUCGAUCUUGCGACAACUUCUGGCCACCACCAGCGGGGCGGAGUCCUUCUCCUCGCAACAGGAGUCCGGCAGAAGGUGGGUGCUUUGCAUUCGAUGGUAUCCGACGGUACGGCAGCCACGAGAGUGUGUACUUUAACGAACAGAUUCGAAAGCAGCACAAAAUCGAUCCCCUGCGGAUAAUGUUCGACAAAGCUAAUGUUGCUCUGGUAGACUGGGGUCGAAAGGGUGCCGCUGUACGACAGAGUGUGGGUGAUAACGAAGUUUACAAUAGACGAUGGCAGGUAAAAAAUGACAAUAAUGGUGCUGGAAAUAAUCCCAUCAACCAGGGUGACAGCAGUGAAGGUACGUGGCCCCCUUUACGUCCGCAAAUUUGUGUUACGGAACUGGUUAUUGAAUGUGGUGAAAGCUGGGAACCAAAAUCGCCACCUCCACCCCCACCUCCGAGACGAUAUUUGCUACCGAUAGAACAGCUGCACCGUGAAAUAGGUAUCGAGAUUCUUCUAAAGCUUAACGAGGGUCAUUUGCAUCAAAAAGAACCACUUCUUGGAAGCCCCACCGCAGAUGUCAACGAAAGUAAUCGAAAGUCCAGCAUGGCAUCGGAUGAUGCAGGUCUUCAGCAUGACGGAAUCCAAUCAAAACCUCCUCGCAAAGUGCGCCCUACAGCUUCGAAGCGAACCACCAGCAAACCUCCGACGCCCACCAAAUUUGGCCACAAUAACUCGCCAAAUCUCAAUGAGUUUACCAGCAAUCGUAAUGAUUUUAAUCUAAAUUCAAACGCAGCUUCAAAUUCAAAUAUUGAUAACAAUUUCAAACCGCCAACUCCAACGCCGCUGAUUACCGUGACUGAUUACCAGCAGUACGACAGUCAUCAGAACCACCAGCAAACAGCAGCGCUAAAAACAAACGACCAAUUAUUAAAUGAAAUAAUAGAUGAAAAUCAUAAUUACAACAAAAAACUUAUUACAAACAGUGGCGAAGCGAAUGCGGGUGCUGCUGCCGGCCCAGCCGAAUCAUACAAUCCCCUGGCCACGCGGCUUCCACCGGUCCCUAACGAGCAGCAUUCAAAAUUAAAUGUGGCAAAUCAGCCAAAUCGUAAUUGGAUUAAUUUAAAUUCAAAUGAAAUCUAUCCUCAAGCCACCGCCGCCGCUGCGAAUCGGCCGGUAGCAAGUGCGCGUACGUCAAACACACGUGUCCAUCGGACCGAAUCCACUGCGUCUCCUACGACCGAUGGCGAUGAUGGCUUCAUUUCUGCCGAUGCUAUCUCCGACCAACUCCCGGCAGCGCCAACAGCAGCAGCAACUAAUGAAGGCCAACGGGCAGCCACCGAUGGCACCGAGCUUGGUGGCGACAUUCGCUGUAAUUACGAUAGUAAAAGUGUUAAAAGUAAUUAUUGGGAGCACGAGGUCAGGUCGGAACUGUCAUAUCCGCAGCAGCAGCAGCCCAGCUGCGAAAUCCGUCGCUCCGAGAGUCGAGAUUCAACGCGCAGCUGGCGUGUCGAAGAAGUGCUCGAGUUUCCCCCGCCGCCGGCGUAUUUGUGUGAGUGCGAAGGCGACGGACGGAUCCCGUCGGGACGCUGUUCCGAGGAAAGUUUCGCUUUCGGCACCACCGACGGAAGCACCAGCGACGGUGGAGCGCAAAUCUGCGAUAACCGCAAUGUCCUCCCAGCGCCGACAAAGCAACCGUUCCCGGUCAGCGGCAGCGCUGACAGUCCGACAAUUUCCCAAAUCUGUCAGCAGAUCUCAACACCGUUCGGUUCAUCAACUCCCGCAUCGGCCGCCAGAACGGUUGAUGUUUGCCCUGAUUUCGGCCGCCACCGUUGUGAUGAUCCUGCAGAUGCCGCUGCCUGCAUCGACCAGCUAACUGAUGAUUAUUUUAAAAUGAAUUUAACGGAUGAUAAAUUUGUGAGCGAAAGCGUAAAUACUGGACACAAUUUUGGUAGCGAAGCAAAUGAAUCUCGACAGGUGAGCCUCGCAGGCGAGACCAACUCCGGUCAAAGUUUCAAUCAAGAGCACCGAUCGAUGGAAUCAUUUCUGACACACGAGCAACACUCGACUAAUUACAACACCAGCCAAGAGGUGGCGCCGUCACCCGGUGCCAAAAAUAGCUCUCGCUACAUCAGCUUCACCGACGGGGAAUAUAUUUUCAGACCGUAUGAGCGGUACUCGGGGGAAUUCGAACGAUUUGACCUGUGGAGCAGCCAGCUCUGUCACCAUCCGGAUUGUCGCCAUCGUAGGAAACAAUCACCGACUGCUGCCGGUGACACACCGGUGGUCCCGCUAGAAGAUACUGGUGACUGUGGUUGUUCGAAGCGAACGUCGCAGGCUUGCAGUGAAACCUUGAAAGGUAGCGAAGAUCUCGCGUGUGCUUCUGGCAAAAAGUCUGACACGGAAUGGGCAGUCGCGAGCCAGCAGGGAAAUUAUGAUGACACUACGAGGAACGUUCCAGCCGGAGACGAAACUCGGCAACCGGCUGCAUCCCCCUACCAGCGGUGGGUACGCUUCGAAAACGGAAAUAUCUCACCUCCAGUGGCGACGGCAAGCGGAAGUGAUGAUAGGUCACCAACUCCACGCGUUCCGACCCCCUAUCCCGGUUCCCCCGUUGACGCCGACGCACCGGAAAAUCAUGACAUUUUCGAUCAAUUCGCUGCUGCAAUGGCAUCCGGCGCUCAUCGGCACUGCGAACUACGGCAGGAGCAGCAUCAGCAGCAGCAGUCGCAUCUGGUGGAAAAUGUGCCCCUGAUUGAUGCCGUCUUGGAUGAUUUGCUAACGUUUUCCAAGACGCUGACCCUGCAGCAGUUUGGCACUGAAGAUUCUAAUCCAACCCCGGCAGUAGUACGUGAGCCGGCAAAAAUUGUCGAGAUAAACGACGAUGAUUUAAUUAAUUUAUUAGCUGAUGAUGACAAUAGGCGAAAUCGUACGGAGAAAAGUCCAUCUUCCAGCAAAAAGGAUGAGGAAAAUGCAGUCCUACAGCAAGUUUUCGGCAACGAGGGUGAUGAAAAUGCCAAUGAAAGACAAACGCAUUGGACUGACAGUUCGAGAAAUGUGUUGGAUGAUUAUUCGAACAACGAGCAAACUACGGAGGACAUAUUCGGCAACGUUGCCAUUUUCAACUGGAACCCAAUGGACGUCUACCAACAGCACGGGCUGUUUAUGAUUGAUCCUCGUUUUGCACUUGCGGACUUGCGAGCCACUGUAGGACCAACCGCAGAUACCAUCGCUACUGCCAGCCCUCGUCGUUCUGACCGUGGCCAAAGUAAUGACCAAGACGACCAAGAUCCCAGUUAUAACGAGCCGGUAGGAAACGUCAGCGAUGUCGGCUCGAAAAGAAAUGGAGACCAUUUGAAUUUGCCAAAGCGUGAGCAGGCUUUCAAUGAUGCAGGGGGGCAUCUAAUGGGCUGCAAAGAUGACGAUGGCGAUGGCACUGUCGGCCCCACUGACACUAUUGGCAGCGUGAAGGAAAUAACUGAUGGCACGGAUCCGUCAUCGGCGGACGUGAAUUCAUUUGCAACUCAACGAAGCACCGGAGAUUCCUUUCCGCCUUACACCACCGCCGGCGGGUUGCUGGAAAGUCAUAAAAUCCCAAAUGACAGUCAAGCCAGUCCCGGACCGGCGGUGGACCAUUUUUACGACUCAGCUCACGUCGAAUAUCCGGUUAGACUAGACUGGAGCUGCCCAACCGCCACCGCUAAGAAACGCCAUCAAUCGCCACCACCGACGCUGCUAACGCCAGCGUCAUUGCCGUCGUUGUCGUCGUCGUCGCCGUCGUCGUCGUUGCCGUUGGUAGAAUCUGAUUAUGAUAAUGAUGCUAGCAUGCAAAGCAUUACCGGUCCACAGAUGCAGUCCAACAUGGAGCUCGAAAGACCACCACCACCAGCAACAGCAGCAGCAGCAGGUUUGAAGCGCGUUGCCUGGCCACCACCAGCGGAAAGUGGUGACGACUACCAACAGCAGCAGCAGCAGUAUUCGGUACAGAACAGGUCCCCCUCCCAACCGCCCCAACAGCAGUACUAUCAGCAACCAUCUCCCCAGUUCCAACAGCAGCAACCGGCUUUUCAACAGCAUCAUCCCCAUCCGCAACAGCAGCAACAUCCACAACAACAACAACAGCCGCACCAGCCGCGAGAACGAAUCAUCCCGAUUCAGAGGGCAACAUCUCACACCUCACCGGCGCGUACUCCAAAGUCGCCAGUUAAUCAACUCAAGUAUCCACCGAGCUAUCCGCCGGCGUCACCCCAAAUUUUGUUAACACCCCAGCAGCCUCAGCGCCGUGCCGUUUCUCCGCUAGGUGGUUCCUCAACCGUAGCGUUCAGUGGAGGACGCGCCGUUCUACCCCAACAGCACAAACAACAACAAUAUCAACAACCGGCUCGUCCCGUCAGUGCUCCAUAUUAUCAACAACAACAGCAGCAACAACAUUAUCAACAACUUCAGCACAAUCGAUAUUCUUCACCUUCAACUACGGCUUCACUAGCGUCGCCUCGUUCGCCCCAAAUCAUCGGCGGUGGAGGUGCUCACAGCCCGCGCGGCUGGGCUCACGUUAAAUCACCGGUCCCGGUUUAUCAUCCGGUACCCCAGCAACAACGUCAACAGCAGCCGUACGUCCCACCACCCUUUCAACCGGAACCCGUCCCGUACCAACAGUCUACCUUCGCUGGGUACGGUCACGGUUACGGACCGAGAAAGUCUGACCCGUCAACUCAACAGCCACAGUAUCAACCACAGGCAACGCAAGCCUUCCAACCGCUAGCGUCCGCACAGCAACAGCAACAACUUUAUCAGCAGCCUCCCGAGCCAGCUGUCGUCCCACAGCAACAGUACUACUAUCAACAGCCGGACCAAAUACCAUUCGUCACCACACUACGCAAGGAACCACCGAUGUCGCAGGAACCGGCUCCGGUCUAUCAAACCCAACCAGUUGCUGCUAUUUAUCAAGGCGGUACCAACAAGCGCGGAGAUCAGAAAUGGCCACCGGCGGAGUACAAGAAGCAAAGCGAACUGGAAAACGAAGAACGCCGAAGACUAGCCCAGCAGCCUGCGUUCCGUCCGCGUAAAGUGCAGAAAGACUACAGCAAUUUCUUCGCCAAGAAUGCCCUGAAUCAGACCUACCCUGCCUAUCGGGCACCACCGGGCACUCAACAUCACGACUAGUCAUGCCAGAAGAAGUAAAUGCACACAACAACGUACACGCACACACGAACCAGGCAACACGUUCUACGAAGCAACAUUGUCGACGCUUUACAGUUCCCUUUCUUGCGAUCUUGUACUACGUCAUAAGAGAGAUUUAGAAUAGCCACACAGACAAGUAAAUAAAAAACACAAACAGAAAACGAAAACAAUUCAACAUUUAAAUGAAGAGAAAAAAUAAACACAGGCAAACUUUGCAAGCGCUUGACACGAAACAAAACAAUAUAUACGAACUAAUUACCAAUAUUUAUUAGUAUGAAAACAAAUUCUGUAAACUAUACUUUUUUAUAGGUGAAAAUGAUUGUAACUAAACGUACUGUUAACUGAUGUUAUGUUGAAAAUGACUUUCUGGUAACUGAUAUUAAUUUAACUAAUUUUCUUCUCAAUCGUCUCGAUUUCAGUAUACUUAAACGCCGAUCUAACGCUUAAUUACCGUUCAAUUACUAAUAGAUGAAUAAUCAAACAGCAGGUUAACCGAAAUCGUAUUAUGCUAAACAGAUAUUAAGCUAUCAGAAAUAAAAAUAUACACACAGGGAAAAGCCAAAACAAAAAAAAAUGGGGAAACACGAGUGUUAAAAGCAAUUAUUAAUCAAAUGUUCAAUUGAUAAUGUGUUUUUAGCGAUAAACAUUGUGGAGCCAUGAGGAAGUGCGUACUGGAUACCGAGAGUCUAGGGGAAAACUCAUUCCGAACAGAAAACAGGCCCGUAGGCAACAUAUCUCGCCUGCAGGACAAAUGGGAGACCGCUAUAAAAAUAAUCAUAAACUUCGAGAAACUUGCAUACGGGCCUUAUGGGGACAUACAUUAAGCGCAAGUAGAAAAAAAAAAUUAAACCCAAACCGUAGGCCUUAUAUUUCAUUUAUUUAUUCAUAACCGGCUGUCGCUGGCGGUUGUCGAGGCUUUGGAGACACUACUGACCGGAAGGGUCAGUACGGCUGGACGGGGGAAGGCGGUUUAAAUUUCACACCAGUCGCUACCCUGCUGAUGCCAAUUUGCCGCAGCGCGCUCGCAUCACAGGAAAGGACAACCGACCGAGAGACCGAAAGCACAAAAGAAUUCCAGAUGGAAGAGGCGUGAAAAGAAAAUCCCGCACAAAUGAUAAACAAAAAGUGAUUUCAAACAUUUAUUUAUCUACCCCGAAUGCAAAAAAAAGCCGGCCUCCGAGCGUUUAUGAAAGAAUGAAUAAUUCAUACCAUUUUUCGUUAUUCCAUAAUUCAUGAUAUUACGGAACACUUAAUAUGAAAAUUUCAAACAUAAUUAUUAAAUCGCGUCACUUGGAUAAUGAUACUUUACUUCGCUGAAAAAAUGUGACCUGCGAAACUUCAAGUGCGCUCUGUAACUAAAUGUUUCUGUGAAUUUCACACAUCGACAAACAAUAAUAAUUAUUACUGUUGAUUACCACGCGUAACAACAUACCAGUGAUUAAUAUGCUUAUUUUAUCACCAGGUCAGUUACAAAUGACUGCUACCUUUUAUAAUCAACAAACCAUUAAUUGAAAAUAACAUAUCUAUCAUGUUCAUCGCACGGCCAGCAUGAAAUAAAGUGUAGUAUGUAUAGUACAUUUCGACGAACCAAUAAAUAACAACGCUCCACUUCACGUACCAUCAUACUUCCCUCCCGCAACAAAGUGGUUUAUCUCGGGUCGGCUCAGUGAGCAAAAAAUAACAGCAUGUUGACACCGGAGGAUUAUGAUAUUUUUUCCCGAAUUUUCAUCUGCAUUAUAAGCAUGACGCUAUUUUUUCCCCUCGCCACUACUCUACCAUCACACAGCCAAUUCGGGCAGAAAGCUAAAUUUGGCAAAAACUGACUACUCAUUGGCAGCGUCACCGCCCCCAGGCUCGCGCUGAUUGUGGACAGGAAAAAAGUCAUGUAUCCCCUCUCUUCUCGAAUAUUGAUGAGUUUUACCAAGUGUGUUUUUUUUUCGUUGGCCGACAAAUUCGGCUGAUAAUAGAAUACUAAAUGUUUACGCACGGUUAAAAUAUACAGCACCGGGGAGGGUGGAGAAAAAUCAAUCGAAUCGUCCCUUUUUUCCCAGCCCGCUUUUGGUCAACAGCAUUGCCGCUUCCUCAUGCCUCAUACACUAGAAUACUGCGGAUUUUAUAGUUAUUUUUCAUUAUUCAAAAGCUUCAGAUUAUUCAACGAAAGAGGAAAAAACGGUAUACAUCCGCUAUUGUGUUUCGCAGAACGCUCAUAUGUAUUACUAUUUAUUAUUAUUGUUAGCACAGUGCAACUUUACGAGCCUGGUAUAAUAGUAUGCGUUCGAAACCAAUUAACACAAGAAGCAUACAAGUGAAUUCACACCUAACGUACAGGCACCACAAUGCCAAGCUGAAUCUAAUUGGAUUUGAGGUGAAAAUUUUAUAAAAAUACGUUGGAAAAUAGAUAAAGAAUCAUGUUUGUGCACUCGCGUAACGUAACAGCUAGGAAGAGGAAA
This is a messenger RNA of Wyeomyia smithii (pitcher-plant mosquito), 7688 nucleotides long. RefSeq lists its product as uncharacterized. The record is from RefSeq and is a predicted model, not a curated record. Lineage: Eukaryota; Metazoa; Arthropoda; Insecta; Diptera; Culicidae. Bases 1 to 5220 code for a protein of 1739 amino acids. The transcript has 8 exons.